AUGUCGCCAGGGGAGGGCAGGGGCUCUGGCUGGGGGUCCGGCUGGGGCUGGGGAGCAUGGGUGCGGGUGGCACAGAGACCCGGGGACCUGCGCCCGCUCCUCGGGAGCGUGGCCGCUAGCGGUGGCGGCGGCGCUGGGGAGAGGAGCGGCCGUGCGGGCAGUGGCCUCCGCUGCUCGCUGCGCGUCUGGGUGCUGCUGGCCACCCUGGGCCUCCUCUUCCUCACCUCGCUGCUAUUCUCACUGUCGCUGCGCGGGGGUGCCGCUGCACUGCCCUACCUGGACGCUCAGGGCUGGGAGGAGGCCCGCCGGGUCAAGCUUGUGCCAAACUACGCGGGUGCGCACCGACCCGGCCCGUUGGACAGCGCCCAGCAGAAGACCUGCGCCUGCCCGCGCUGCGUGGCCGACCCGGGCGUCUCCGACUGGUUCGAUGAGAACUACGACCCCGACAUCUCGCCCGUGUGGACGCGGGACAACAUCCAGCUGCCCUCAGACGUCUACUACUGGUGGGUGAUGCUGCAGCCUCAGUUUAAGCCCCACAGCAUUCAGCAGGUGUUGCUGCGACUCUUCCAGGUGAUCCCUGGCCGCUCCCCCUACGGUUCCUGGGACCCAGGCCGCUGCCUGCGCUGCGCCGUGGUGGGGAAUUCUGGGAACCUGCGCGGAGCCGGCUAUGGGACGCUCAUCGACAAACACAACUACAUCAUGAGGAUAAACCUGGCUCCCACCGUGGGCUUUGAGGAGGACGUGGGCAGCCGCACCACCCACCAUUUCAUGUACCCGGAGAGUGCCAAGAACCUGGCGGCCAACGUGAGCUUCGUCCUAGUGCCCUUCAAGACGCUGGACCUGCUUUGGAUCACCAGCGCUCUCUCCACUGGGCAGAUCCGCUUUACCUAUGCUCCUGUGAAACAGUUUCUGCGAGUGGACAAAGACAAGGUUCAAAUCUUCAACCCGGCGUUCUUCAAGUACAUCCAUGACCGCUGGACGCGCCACCACGGUCGCUACCCUUCCACGGGCAUGCUGGUCCUGUUCUUCGCUCUGCACGUGUGUGAUGAGGUGAAUGUAUUUGGCUUCGGCGCCGACAGCCGAGGAAACUGGCACCACUACUGGGAGCAGAACCGCUAUUCCGGAGAGUUCCGCAAGACGGGGGUCCACGACGCCGACUACGAGGCCCAGAUCAUUGAUUCUCUGGCCAAGGCCGGCAAAAUCACCGUCUUUCCUGGGAAAUGAGGACCAAAGGGGUCGGAGACGAAGAGAGGGGAUGAACUGAGGGAAGUCUACCCACCUACUCGCACACUUAUCUGCUACCACUCACCAGACUGUUGCUUCAUCCACCAGACUGUGUCUUGAUGAGUUGAUGUUAUGUGCUUUGGGACAGAGAGCUCCUCGUAACCGUUGAAUCAGGAAUAAGUGACUCAUCUGUCCUGCCCUCUGCAUACAGACAGUAGACUACUCUCUCUUGAUUACUGGUGGUUUUUUCGGCUUACUUUGACUCUCAAGAAGACAUGGACCAGACUGUGGAGAUCCCACUCCUUUUUUGACCACUUCCGGUUCUGUGGACGUUAAUCACAAUAGGGACAAAGAAGGAGGAACGCCACCGCUACCACCAACUCCACGCCUCUCCCGUUGAGCCCUGAUCAGUUGGCGGGGCGAUGAGGGGAGCAUGACCGAUCGUGCGCCUUAGAAUCUCAAACCACCACUGAGUUGCUAGGAUGGCAGUUAGCGAUUAGCACUAUGCUGCCACUGCUACCUCUGGCUCCAGCAGCUGCAGUUAGGACUCUUGCUCCUCUGAUUACUGAUGGUCAGCCAAGAGGAGCCAGUGAAAUCAAGUUUACAUGCCCUUAUACUGAGACAGUUUUUCCCCACAAACUAGUUUAUUUUUAUUUUCUUUUUUUGUCUUUUUUGUGUUCUGUCAUAGACGAUCAUAAAUGACACUACUCUGCUUACAGGGAUAUUAUUAGCUUGACCAGUGUUUUUUAGUGGUUCGGCAUUUUUCUUCUACUGACGGGACUGACUAAUUAUCCAGCUGAAAUCAGUGAAGGGGAGAAGAUGGCAGAGCUCUUAUGAGACUUCACCUUCACGCACCUGCGAAAACAAUUCUAACACACAAACCACUCGCUCGCAUACGCUCACUAAAUGUCGUCGCACAGCACAUAAGGGUGCUCUUAUGAGUAUCAGCUGCAGUGUCUACUAUCAUAGAAACAAAACUGCGUUGGUGAGCGCCUAUGCUUGAGUGCACAGAACAAGCCGCAGCGUACAGACACUCAAAAUAACAAAAUAAGUACCAGCCUGUGUGCUGCCACCUGCUGCCUAUAGUACGAAACGACACCUCUGGCUUUGUCUGAGCCGUGUUGUCUGUAGCUGACAAAUCUGAUGUUGGAUACUGUUAAAGUGAGAUGACGUCCAUAAAUCCUAAAUAAAUGCCGUUACAAAAGCCACAAAACCAUAUAUCAGCUUAGGUAAUGGGGAAGCCAUGUGGUUUGAUCAUAGCAGCUCCAGGUGCCAUGAUUCUCAACCUGUGAUUAUUAUUUGUCUGUAUUUUUUGUUGUUUGCUGUUAUUAUUAAGAUUACUGAAAUGUUUUUUGCACAUUAGUCCUACUAGGAUAGAUGACAAGAAUGGUCCGGCAAUGUUAUUCUCGGAUCAGACGGAAUCCAAACACACAAUAUUUGAGUACUUAUAGGAGUUAAAAACAGUGUACCAGCCAUGUGUUAAGAUACUAACCUAUUGAAAAUGUCAAGUGCAUGUAUGGCCUCGAGGUUUUAAUGGUAAAAGAUCUGCUCACGGCCAAAGCAUAAGUGGUAUUUUAGUUGUUUAUGGUGUUAUCAUUAUGUGUACAAUGAUUUAUUUUUGGGUUGAAUCUAAGAACAAAGAAUGUGAAAGAGGGAGAGAUAACUGAUCAUCUUUUAUUUUUCUAGGCCCUAUCAAACUCUUCAAACUAUUCAGGUUCAGCAUUAAUCCCUUUUGUCAUAUUGAAAUGAACACAUAUCAGUUAACUAUAGCUAUGUGAGCACCUGUGUGCACACAUAUCCAUACGCUUGCGUGCCUUGUUCUAGCCCUUUGUUAACAGCAGCCCCUUCCUCAACGAGUCUUGAACUCACCCCCCAUUCAAGUUGGAGUUCAACUGAGCCAUACAAAAACACAAUCAUGCUCUCUCUGUGCGGUCCCAUUAGUAGAAUCUCUACUCCACUGUUUAUUGGUUCAUAUAAGGGUCCAUUAUCAGCAAGGGGAAAAACAUCCAUAUGAGGCCAUUUGAGGUGCAGUCUGGCCUCAAACGGCGAUAGUCAUCCACUCUCAUACGCACUGACCUUUAGAGGGCUUCACAGACCACUAUGAAGGACAAAACCACAGCCUUUCCCUCGCUCUUUAGUCCAUCCCCACCUUUUGGAUAUAGCAUCCCCUCUCAUCUUGGCCUAGCCGAGUGCCUUGUCUCCACUUGUCGGCCUGGGUGACACUUGUCUAGUCUGUUACAGAUUAGCGCUAGAACCAGCUCUGAUAUCUGUGUAUCUAUUACACACACACACACACACACACACACUCCAGACAUGUUCCCUCACAUACUGGGAGAGACUGAAGAAAAAGUGACCCACAAGCAAAGGAAUGUCAACACUUUGGCUUCAUAUACCGGUAAUAUAAAAAACAGUUAUAUUGACACCAUAGUUAGUAACUAUCUGUGGACUCGUCUCAAGUGUAAAACAUUGUGUUGCAAUGGUGAGGCUUAUCUGUUGCUUGCGAGCAGAAAUGCUGUUGGUGUUGGUGACCGAGGUACUCUUUGACUGAAGAUCAUUUCCCCUUCUAUACAUUUACAAACCAGACAGGUUAAUAGUCUUGUUGAAGACUAUGUGAAAUGCCUGAUCCUGCUUCCCCAAAAUUAGAUCAUGACUGGACAUGCACAUCAGAAAUGAAAAGGCAGUAAUUUUACUAAUGGCUUUUGCGGUUAAUCCUAUAACAGAACAAACCGUUUUCAUGGACUGAUCCUAUUUUGGUACCAGCACAUAUUUUGAUUUGGGGAAUAUUCUAUCAUUCACUAAAAAGUAAAUCAGCACAUCCACAAAAAUAAGAUUCUUAACCUUUUUCUUGUUAUUCAUAUUCUUAUGCUCUGAUCCUUUAUCUAAUAGUUUUAUGGUCACACACACACAUAUCUUUAAUUGGCCAGUUACGUUUGGGAAUCACUUACUUGUGCCUGUCUUCUUCAGACGAAGGAGCCCUUCAGUCAGAAUAGGAACAAACACGUAGUGAAAUGAUGAGAAGCCUCUAACAGGGUCUUUUGAUUAUCCUUUCAUCUCCAUCUGUCCACGCCAUUGGGUUCCAAAUGGACAUCCUCUAAACAAGAGGACUAUUCCACAUGAUGGCAUCCACCGACAACACAGACUGUACAUAUCCUCCCACUCAUCGUUAAUGAUGAUGUUAUUACUGCUCUUAACCAUAGUCCUCAUUAGUGCUCUAGUGACUUAUCAUGUCAGUGCUCUCACCAUCCCUCUCUUCAAAACCUCAGAUCUCCAUCGCGGUGUGAUUAAGGACUGUUUUUAUCUUAUAAGCUAUUGUACAAAAAUAAAAGCAAAAUGGAAACAUUCAUGAUUCUUUUUUUAUGUUGGUUGCAGGUUAAUAGAGAUGUAAACACAAUGAUGCAUUUAAAUGCAUACGUUUAAAUUUAACUGCUUUGAUUAAUUAUGUUGUAUAUAUUUUGUUGCUUUAUCAUUAGUUUCUCAGUUUUAUUAAUAGUCUUUUUAAUCAAUGGACAAAAGCAUCUACCAAAUAAUUUAUCUACAACCCCAUUUGAAAAAAAGUUGGGACACUGUUUAAAUGUGAAUAAAGCCAGAAUGGAAUGAUUUGCAAA
Alosa alosa (allis shad) is the source of this 4829-nucleotide messenger RNA. It is a transcript of the gene st3gal2, whose product is annotated as ST3 beta-galactoside alpha-2,3-sialyltransferase 2. Lineage: Eukaryota; Metazoa; Chordata; Actinopteri; Clupeiformes; Clupeidae. The record is from RefSeq and is a predicted model, not a curated record. Gene Ontology annotation, molecular function: beta-galactoside (CMP) alpha-2,3-sialyltransferase activity.